CACGGUAGCAGUCAAAAGCAAACUGACAUUGGUGCAGUGCACCUUGACUUGUAACUUUUUAUUUUUGCCUUUUAUCCUUUUUGGGGGAUUCAUCCUCGAUCCUGUGAAACAGGCUACAUUCAUGGCGUGUCCUGUCGCUGGUGCUGCAUCAGUGGAGCUGAACCCAGCUGUCCAACCUCUAAACUGGCUGUUGGGCACCUGGGAGAAUGAUGGACCUGGAGAGGGCAGCUUCCCCUCUAUAAAACCAUUCCACUACACAGAAAAACUGUACUUCAGUCAUGUGGGACAACCAGUCAUCAACUUCAUGUUCAAUGCAUUUCAUGCAGACUCUAAUAAGCCUCUGCACAGAGAAUGUGGUUUUAUUCGAAUGCAGCCAGAGACCAACCGAGUGGCAUUAAUCAUCGCACAGAACUCAGGUCUGGUGGAGAUUGAAGAGGGAGAGCUUACAGGGAAUCAACUGAAUCUGCAGACCCAAAAGUUGGAAAGAAUCUCUUUUGCCAAGGAACCCCAUGUGCAGCAGAUAUGUCGAGUAAUUCAGCUGCGACCAGAUGGGAAGCUUGAGCAGACUGUUUCCAUGGCUACAGACAAGCAGCCGCUGACUCAACACUUGCACAUCACCUACCGUCGGUUAUCUUAGUCUUCAAGCUAGCAGUAUUUUCAUGUGCAGUGUAUUGAUUCAGAAAGACAAAAUAAGCUUAAGCAUUUAUAAUAAAUUAAUGAUACA
Molecule: messenger RNA, 724 nt
Organism: Melanotaenia boesemani (Boeseman's rainbowfish)
Lineage: Eukaryota; Metazoa; Chordata; Actinopteri; Atheriniformes; Melanotaeniidae
Product: peroxynitrite isomerase THAP4-like
Exons: 5
Coding region: 122-637 (171 amino acids)
Source: RefSeq, a predicted model, not a curated record